This is a messenger RNA of Chelonia mydas (Green sea turtle), 5151 nucleotides long. It is a transcript of the gene PLA2G15, whose product is annotated as phospholipase A2 group XV. Lineage: Eukaryota; Metazoa; Chordata; Testudines; Cheloniidae. Gene Ontology annotation, biological process: phosphatidylcholine metabolic process; ceramide metabolic process. The record is from RefSeq and is a predicted model, not a curated record. Bases 87 to 1367 code for a protein of 426 amino acids. Gene Ontology annotation, cellular component: lysosome. The transcript has 6 exons.
GCUCUGGCACCGGCUGCGCGGAGGGGCCCGUCCUCGAGCUGCCCUCCCGUCGCUGCUGCUGGCUCUCGGCGGCUGCGGCUCGCGGCAUGAGCUGGGGAGAUGGGGCCGGCGCUCGGGCCCCCCCCUUCCUCCUCCUCCCCCUCCUGCUGCUGCUGCUGCUCUCCCCCGACGGCAGCUGCCUCCCGGGCUCCCGGGCGCGCCAGCAGGGCCGGGGCAGCGCCUCCCCCAGAUCCCCGGGGCCGCCCGUCGUGCUGAUCCCAGGGGAUUUGGGUAACCAGUUGGAAGCCAAAUUGGACAAACCCACAGUGGUGCACUACCUUUGCUCCAAGAAGACAGACAGUUACUUUACGCUCUGGCUGAACUUAGAAUUGCUUCUGCCUGUCAUCAUUGACUGCUGGAUAGACAAUAUCAGGUUAAUAUACAAUCGAACAAGUAAGAUCACAGAGCCUCCAGAUGGAGUGGAUGUCAAAGUCCCAGGGUUUGGACAAACAUUUUCCUUGGAAUUCCUUGACCCUAGUAAAAGAAGUCUUGGCACUUACUUUUACACACUGGUGCAAAGUCUGGUAGACUGGGGCUACCAGCGGGAUAAAGAUAUAAGAGGAGCUCCCUAUGACUGGCGGAAGGCACCAAAUGAGAAUGGAGACUAUUUUGUGGCCCUUCGGAAGAUGAUUGAGUUGAUGUAUGAACAAAAUGGAGGUCCUGUGGUCUUAAUUGCCCACAGUAUGGGUAAUAUGUACACUCUCUAUUUCCUCAACCAUCAGACUCAGGAUUGGAAAGACAAGUACAUAAAGGACUAUGUGUCACUGGGUGCUCCAUGGGGAGGAGUGGCUAAAACCUUUCAUGUGCUGGCUUCAGGUGACAACAACAGGAUACCUGUCAUCAGUUCACUUAAGAUCCGAGACCAGCAGAGAUCUGCAGUUUCAACCAAUUGGAUGCUACCCUACAAUUACACAUGGCCUCCAGAGAAGAUCUUUGUAAGCACACCCACAGUUAACUACACUCUCCGGGAUUACCAAAAGUUCUACAGGGACAUCAACUUUGAGGAUGGCUGGCUCAUGAGACAAGACACUGAGCCCUUGGUCUACCACAUGAUACCACCUGGUGUGCGUUUGCACUGUCUUUUUGGCACUGGUGUAGAAACACCUGACUCAUUCUACUAUGAGGCCUUUCCUGAUAAAGAGCCCAAGAUCUAUUACAGCGAUGGCGAUGGUACAGUGAACUUGGAGAGUGCCUUACAAUGUCAAAAGUGGGUGGACAUGCAAAAGCAGGAGGUGAUAUUGUUUGAGCUGUCAGGAAAUGAGCAUAUUGAGAUGCUGUCUAAUGCUACAACUAUUUCCUAUGUGAAAAAACUACUUUUUGGUUUGUGACACCCUAUGUGGACUGGUUUUUUUUUCCUCCAUCACCUGUGAUGCCUUCCCUUAAGUGAGGGGAAAAUGCCUUUUGAUCCUUUGGUUUUAAAACACUUGGGUUAUUUAUUUGGUCUCUUUUCAGGCCGUGUUCGGAAAGCUGUUUGGUGUCCUUAAUGAUCACUUGUCUCUUGGAUUAGUGUUCGUAAUGCAUCAUAGUGUUUCACGUUCUAAAGGCGUGGUCAUGUGCAUUCUGGUGCUGCUAGACGAAUGUCCAGUGUGCAUACAGAAGUUCACUUGAACAUUUUUCACACCUUUUGUGCAAUAUGUGCAGCCUAUGCUGUUUCUUGUGAGCUUUGGAGAGUUGCGGGGAGAGAAAGAAUUGCUUGCUGGUUACUCUCCGUUCUGUACUAAAGCAAGGGAGAGGUUGUCAAAAUUUUUUUGAGUACAGUAACUUUCCCAAAGGGUCACAAAAGUUCUGAAUCAUUGUCCUUAAAUAAGCUAGUAAAUAUGAAGGUCCAAGCAGGUGGUCUAAAUAGACAUGGAGUUAAGAUAUUGCAGGACUUUGGUCAUAUCCAACUUACCUCUUUCUUCCUUUGUACUGCUGGAGAAGAGGGAAAGUGCAUUAAUUACUUGAAGUUCCUUUUUGAUGUCUUGGAAAAAUUGAAGAGAAUCCAGUUGUCCUUUAGUAACUUGAGGACUUAGCAUCAAGAGUCUAAGGCUGCUGGCUUCAUGCUUUAGAUUUUUUUCCUCCUAAUUUAAAAAAAAAAAGGUUACUAGCUGUCACUCCUCGUACAAUGGCUAUGGCUACAUGGUGUGUACAUUGAAAUCCACAGGAAUUUGGUAUCAGCAAAUUUUGUGUGAGGUGCUGCCUUCACAUGUCAAAGUGACAAGUUAUCUCCAUUAGUUCAAAUGGUAGGUAGGUAGAUCUCAAAAAACCCAAACCCCUCCUACCCAAAACAAAUAAAAAUUAAAGUUCCCACAAUGGGGAAAAAACCCUUUGUAUGUAUCUUGCUUUCAGCUAAGUACACUUCUGCUGUGAUCCAGUUUCCAGCUAACUGACCAUCUUUCCUAUUGGAUCAAAAUUAUGUUUAGUGGAAAAAGCUUAGAAUUAGAGAGUAUUUAUAGAGUAAAAUACCUUUCUUGUAGGGGUACUGAGCUCUUAAUUUGGGUUGAGAAACAAACAUUUAAAAGGGGCACUGUGUAUUAGGCCCCAGAAAAUUGCAUAGCACGCAACUCUCCAUGAAACUAUACUACAGUAGCUUAACCAUGUUAGACCACUUGUCAUUGCAUUUUUCAGAAAACUGCUAUGAACACUUCCAGGGUGCAGGGUUCUUCAGAAAAAGUUACCUUAAGAGUUAUGCUCAUCAGAAAUCCUACAGGAUUAAGAAUCUAUUGAUUUCUAAUGUUAGGAGAUUACUUUUUACACAACCGCAAAGUUUAAUCAAUCCUGUAGUGCAUAGGGGUUGUUUGCUGCCAUUGAAAUAUUAGAUUAGGAUGUGCUGAUCUGACAGCGCUCUCUCAUGAGUGUUUGCCACUGCAGAAUGUAAACACUCUGGCACAGGGUAGAUCUAGAGUUCUCAAGAUUCUAAUAUAUUUUGUAUUAGCUAAUCAUUUCUAGAAAUCCUGACUGGGAUCAUUGGUAGGUUAAAUGUGUCUCUGUACAGAAGAGAGAAUAAGACUAACUCCCUGUCUCUGAGGGAGGACAAGUAUUCCCCAGUAGAAUGGAAGGUCUGUCACUUGGAAUCAGUUACCUAAGAUCUAGUGCUCUGCAACUAUAUGGCCCAAACAGACUUUCCUGCCUCAUCUGUGUGUGCUAGUCCACUGCCAGAUCUGAGUUGCCCACUGGCUAUCUGUAACACAUUGUUGAUUGCUUAAAUCUUAGAGAACAGAAGGAUGAAAUCCUUUUUAGUCAGAUUGGUUUUUUUUGGUAGGCUUCUGUAGAUUGGUGUACCAAGAACCACAGUUCUACUCUAAGGCUCUUCAUAUGGUCUAACUCCAUUGUGAACAAACUACUGUAAGACUGGUCUGCAGUAGAUACAACUAUGCAAAGUAACGAUUCAAAAGUCCAGCUUUUUCAAGUCUAUUAUACUUACCCAGGUAGAAUGCAUGCUUGCUAACUAGCACCAGGAUGGGAGGAACUGGAAUCUGUAUUGGCUCCAAGCAAAGACUGAAGAAUAUUGGUAGGGCUGUAGAAGGGACUCAAGCUCUACCUGGUCUGGAGGAUUUUUUUAGAACUGGUUUACAUUGGAAGCUUUCCAGCUCUGUGUGCUUAAUCUGGAAAAUGCUUAAAAAUCUACAGCAAAAGGGUUUUUUUGGCUUUGCUACUCUGUGCACUUGAAGAAGCAGAAAAAUUAAUGCUUCCAAAAGAGCUGCACUAGAUUACUCUGUUCUGAUUUAGCAUUUGACAUUUACUGUAUUUUCUCCCUUUGGGAAAUGCACUGGUAUGUUUCCAGCUGAUUCCAUCUCAUACUUUUACCUUCGUGCCAAUGACCCUUUAGUCCACACUCACUUAGCUUUCCAUUAACAGAUGGACCCUACAGUCGCUUCUUGUGCUGAAUAAGUCUGCUCUGCUGCUUUUCCUUACACUGGUAAAGAGAGGUUGACAGCCCUCUAAACUUUGUAGGCUUGCUGUGAUUUGUCAGCAUAAAUCCUUGUUUCUUUCCUGCGCAGAAUUGCACAUCUUGUGUUAAAGUGUGAAUGCUGAGGACUCAGUAGUUAAAGUAUCCACACAUCUGAUGAUUACCUUUGGUUGGGGUGCUUUGUAAGACAGAUCACAAGUCUGAUUUCUCAUUUUCCAUCAAAUCCUCCUGAGCCCUGCUCUUUUGUCUACCGUGCAAUCCCAGGAUAGAGAUGUCCUCAGUAUGAAAUAAAUGGAGUACCUAAAAUACACGGCUAAACAUCCCAAAAGGUGGAAGUAGUUAAAUUGUGCAUUUCCCUUUUCUACUAGAAAUCUGUUUUCUUUAUUGCGUGACCCUCUGCUUUAGGGGGCAAACCCAAGUCUAUUUAGAAUCAUUUUAGUAGGGUUGUUUGCAGUGUUUUUAUAGCUAUAUUGGUCCCAGGAUAUUAGACAAGAUGAGUGACGUGUAAUAUCUCUUAUUGGACCAACUUCCGUUAGUGAAAGACAAGCUUUCAAGCUUACACAGAGCUCUUCUUCAGGUUGGUGGUAAGACUGCUAAAGUAUGCAGUCAUAAGUAUUCUACAUUCUUGUGGAGAAACUAGUCUGAGGAAAUAAUUAUUGCUGGGGAAAGAGGAAAAUAAAGUGAAGUACCUCAGGUGCUUUGCUUCACUGGUUUGAAAUGUGUAAUUUGCUGAAAUUCCUUCUGAGUUAUGCUAAUUACUUACCAUUUGUGAAUGUCUAUUUUUCUCCUAAUCUUCAUUUUCAGGAUAUUUUCAGAAACCAAAAGUAGUAGAGGACCAAAAUGUAUUUCUUAUUUCUAACAAAAUGUAAAGAGAAUUCUGGAGGGACUUCAGCUGUUAGUGUAGUGCUGCUGCAACGGCACUAUGUGAUUCUGCUCAGAACAGAAGAUUUUAAUAUCAAGCAAUAAAUGCAAAAGAAUUGUAAGCCAAAGGAAGGAAUGUUUGGCAUUAAGAUAUUUCUUGAAGCAAGGUGUAUUCAAGGCCCUCUUAAAUUCAGGGAAUGUUUGGCAGUUACUUUGCUGCUCUAAACGUAACAGUAUUUUGUAUGAAAUAUCAUCUGGUGAGACCCAGCAUUUUAUAUAUUUUCCUCUUGUAUGACUGAGUUAUAGAUUUCUGCAUAUUUUGUCAGACUUUGAUAACAUAAUAAACUUUAUCUAAUAUUGAA